Rotaria socialis is the source of this 1296-nucleotide messenger RNA. The record is from the annotation of a GenBank genome assembly. Lineage: Eukaryota; Metazoa; Rotifera; Eurotatoria; Philodinida; Philodinidae.
AUGGGCAAAAGUCACUCACAUGAAGUAAUACGUGAAUAUUUACAAGAUCCUGCAACUAUAAAACUAUUGCAAGAAUUUCAACAGCAAAAUGCUCAUCUACUGCAGCAAUUUGAAAAGCUCCGACAGGAGAUCGAAGAUCAGAAAAUAGAAUCAUUCGAAGACUUGCAACAAUACGAUCAAAAGGGAGCCGACGCUCUGGUGAAAUUGGCUACUCAGACGACUCCACUCCAAAUGCAAGGGCGUAAUAUUGGUUUCUUUGGUCUGACAUCGACGGGUAAGAGCACAAUAAUCAACAAAUUGCUUGAUCGUGAGGUGGCCAAGACGGGAGCAGGUGAAACAACGACUAAGAUCGAGCCCUAUGAUGGAAAGGGAUACACACUAUAUGACAUUCCUGGUCGUAAUGAUGACACGACGUAUUUUAAUUUAGAAUUAGAAGCAAGGCAAUUUGUUUUUGAAGAAUGUUCUAAAACAGACACAACAUUUACAGCCGAAACUUUGGCAAUAUUCAUUGAUAAUCGUUUUUAUGAAUUAAAUAAUCUGAAGAAAGUCGAUCAACGAUUAGCCAGAUCAGUCGAAAGUUGUAAAUUAGAUUUACGUCGAUUUGGUGCAAAAUUUACAGCAAAUUCAAGUCGGCCAUAUUUUCUUGGACAUGAACGAGAAGAUGUGGUGAAACAUCGAAAAGAAUUUGUCAAAUACUUCAUUGAACGAGAACAGCAUUUUUAUACGAUUACGAAUGAUGCAGUGCCACAGUGGAAAACACCAACAACAACACCAGCAGUUUUGCUUUGUCAUGAUGAAAGUACAUACAAAUGUGGAGAAAUUGUAGCCAAAAGAUGGAUUAUGUCUGAUAAUGCACCUUUUUGCAACAAAGACAGAGGAAGAAGUAUAACGUGUUCGGAUCUAUUAGUCAUGCAUCCAAGCGGACCAUUCUUUUCAUUGAUCGAUAAAGAAUAUUCAGAAGCAUUGAAAAAAUAUCCACACUUAAAUGAUGAUUGUGGUUUUAAUUAUCGUCUAUUUCAAUUAUUGCCAUUUAAAAAUGAAUAUAAAAAUCAUAAUUUCGUAUGCCUCCUCGACAAUGCCAGAACACAUACAGCAGCUCACAUGCAUAUUAAUGAUUUUGGAAUGACACCAGGGACCCGGUGUCCUGUUGAUAAGAUCGAUUAUAUUGAUGAAAAUAAUAAAAAACAAACUAUUGAAUGUUAUGAUGAUGAUGACGAAUAUAAUAAAGGUUUACUGGCUUUGGCAUAUGAAUUAAAUGUUUUUGUUUUAAAAAAAUAUGCAAACUCAAUGAAUUGA